AAAGAGAGAGAGAGAGAGAGAGAGAGAGAAAGGUCAUGGCCAAAGUUAGUGGUGUUGUCUCUGCUGUAUUCAUGGCUAAGGCAAAUGGUAAUGGUGUUGCCUCUGCUGAAUUCAAGGCUAAUGGGAAUGGUUCACCUGAGUUCCAUACAAAUUUGCAUAGAAAGGAGACAGUGGGAGAUGGGGUUAUGGCUGAGCAUGGAAACACCAUUGUCUCAUCAGUUUCUCUGUUGCCUCCUGAAGCUGAGAACAGCAGCAAUGGGGAUGUUUGUUUCUCGUCUGCAAUUCCUGGAUGGUAUGCUGAUGCUCCCCCACUCUGGCCAGGAGAGGCACAUGUUUAUAAGGUGGAGAAGGUGUUAUUUCGAGGAAAAUCUGAAUACCAGGAGCUUUUCAUAUUUGAGUCAGCAACAUCAGGGAAGAUUGUUAUCUUGGAUGGGUAUCUCCAACUCUCAGAAAAGGAUGAGUUUGUAUACCAAGAGAUGCUCACUCACCUUGCCCUUUGCUCCAUUCCCAACCCCAAGAAGGUACUGCUCGUAGGAGGAGGAGAUGGAGGCAUUUUACGGGAGGCUUCUCGUCAUUCCUCCCUUGAGCAGAUUGAUAUAUGUGAAAUAGACAAAAUGGUGAUUGAUGUUUAUAAACAAUUCUUCCCUGACAUAGCAGUUGGGUUUGAGGAUCCCCGGGUGUCUGUCUACAUUGGUGAUGGAGUUGAAUUUCUGAAGUCUGUUCCUGAAGCUACUUAUGAUGCCAUCAUAUUGGAUGCAUUCCAAGAAAUGGGGCCUAGUGCACAAGAGCUUGCUGAUAAACACAUCUUGGAGUCGGUUGCAAGGGCUCUUCGGCCGGGGGGAGUCCUGUCUACUCAGGCAGAAAGCAUGUGGAAUAAAAACUUUAUCCUCGAAGACAUCAUUGCAGAUUGUCGCAAGAUAUUCAAAGGCUCUGUCAACUAUGCCUGGACAACAGUUCCUGUGUACUCAAGUGGGGUAGUUGGAUUCAUUCUUUGCGCCACCGAGGGGCCACCGGUUGACUUCAAGCACCCGAUAAACCCAAUAGAUGCAGUGCCGAAUCAUGGUGUAGCAAAAGGGCCCCCUAAAUUUUACAACUCAGAGGUCCAUACUGCUGCAUUCUGUCUUCCAUCAUUUCUGAAAGGGGGAAGCUCCAAGAAUUGACAACCAGCUUAUAAGAGUGCCAGGAAAUCGCAGUAACUACGGUAAUUUAUCAGAUUCUUCCAUUGAAGAAUUGGUUGGCAGUGGAACAUGUAAUAAAAUGCUCAGUAUUAGUUUUGAGUUGAUUAUGAUCUUUAAUUCAGUGCCAGAACUGAUAGCUUUAGAGCUC
This is a messenger RNA of Vitis riparia (riverbank grape), 1326 nucleotides long. RefSeq names its product spermidine synthase 2-like. Bases 36 to 1160 code for a protein of 374 amino acids. Gene Ontology annotation, biological process: spermidine biosynthetic process. Lineage: Eukaryota; Viridiplantae; Streptophyta; Magnoliopsida; Vitales; Vitaceae. Gene Ontology annotation, molecular function: spermidine synthase activity. Gene Ontology annotation, cellular component: cytosol. The transcript has 9 exons. The record is from RefSeq and is a predicted model, not a curated record.